UUCCCGCCCCCCUUAUUGUGCCCCCAGAGUUGUUUAUGACGGAGUUUGCACACGUGCGGAUGCUGCGGGUCCUGCUGGAGGUUUUCUACCAGCCACUGCUUGCUGACAGCUUCCUUGCAGAGGAUGAGCUUGUUGCCAUGUUUUCCCGGCCUGGAGGACCUGCUCGAGGUGCACGGUCUUUUCCUUGAGAGCCUGCGGGAACUGCGGGAUGACAACAACUACGUCGUCCCUGAGAUUGGGGAUGUGCUCCUGGCCCGGUUCGAGGGCACGGAGGGUGGCUGGUUCGAGAAGAUUUCAGCACGGUUCUGCAGCUGCCAGUCCCACACCCUGAAGCAGCUCAAGGCUAAGCAACGCCGGGACCCACGCUUUGCACAGUUCAUCCAGGAGGCGGAGAGCCAGGCACGCUGCCGGCGGCUGCAGCUGAAGGACAUUGUACCCAUUGAGAUGCAACGACUCACCAAGUACCCGCUGCUGCUGCAGAACAUCGCCAAGUACACUGAGGCACCAGAGGAGCGGGCACGGGUGGAGCAUGCAGCUGAGUGCUGCCGUCACAUCCUGCACCGCGUCAACCAGGAGGUGCGCGACAUGGAGAACUUCAUGAAGAUGAAGGACUACCAGGGCCGCCUGGACCUGUCCUACAUGAAGCAGAGCUCAGACCCACUGCUCAGCGACUUCAAGGUGUCCGACAUUACCAAGCGGCACCUGGUGCACGAGGGGUUGCUGACCUGGCCGCGUCUCCAAGGACAAGGCUGUGGAGGUGCAGGCGCUGCUGCUGGACGAUCUGCUGGUGCUGCUGCAGCGGCAGGAGGAGCGCCUGGUGCUGCGCUGCCAGAGCCGCCCGGUCAGCGCCCUCGACACCGCCAAGCUCAGCCUCAGCCCCAUCGUGCGGCUCAGCUCCGCCAUCACGCGCCAGGUAGCCACAGACCGCAAGGCCUUUUACGUCAUCAGCAGCUGUGAGAAGGCACCACAGAUCUACGAGCUGGUGGCACAGACGGUGUCGGAGAUGAAGAGCUGGUGCUCGCUGAUCGACAAGACGGCUGGGAGCAUCAAACUGCCCGAGUCCAGUUCGGUGAAACAUUCUCGGCCUGGACAGAACCCGCCCAGCCCCAGCUACUGCCGGGAGCCGCUGCUCAGCACCUCUGAGAAUGGGGCGUCACUGAAGGAGGACAGACGGUGAGUGUGGGGGGCCCUGGACUCCUGGGUUCCUCUCAUUGGGGGCAACGCUAAGGACUCCUGGGUCCCCCCGGUCUUACCUGCCCUCCCCACAGAGCGCGACAAGGACAGGGCACUGGAGGGGGCUGAGUUUGAGGAGUGCAGCCCUGUGCCCCACCCCCACAACGAUACCCCUGCCCUGGCCGCGCUGCUGCCCUGGCGCGGCCCCUGGGGGGUGCCCGAAGGGGCGCUGGCGGCCACCGCAUUGCAAAGAGUGUCAGCGCUGCGGCGGCUGCUGCUGGGGGAGGGCGAUGUGGCCCCCCCCACGCCCCCUCCCCAGGCCGGAGCGGAGGCUGAGGAGGCACCAGGUGAGCGGGACCCAGGCGAUGGCGCCGAGGGCUCGGAGGCGGCUCAGGUACCGGCAGGAGUGCAACAUCAUGCGAUACCACGGGGGGGGGGGGGGCGCAUUGUGGGAUACACUAGAGGGUAGGAUGGGGCAUUGUGGGAUUGGCCUUUUGGGGUGGGAAAGGCAUUGUGGACGGGCAUCAUGGGAUACGUUGGGGAGACAGGACGGAGCCACUCUGGGAUGCAGGGAUAGGGGGCUGGAAGCUCCCAGCCUGACCCUGUCUCCCUGGCAGGGGGGGUCCCUGAAUGGCCCCCGGCCUCCGGCCCGGGGGGGCCCUGGCACCCCCCCACCGCUGCCCUCCCGCCUGGCUGCGCUGGCCCGGGACGAGCUGCAGCCCCUGGAGCUCACGCUGCAUGCGCUCAGGAACUUGGAGGAAGAGUUCUGGCUGCUCCAGGGGGCUCUGGCCAAGUGCGGCCCCCCCGCACCUGGCUUCACGUGAGGGCCCUGCAGGUCCCUGGAGCCGAUACCCCUCAGUUCCCCCCAGCUCUGCAUCUGGAUCGGGGCCAUGGGGGUCAGCCUUUUGCUGGAGACUUUUUAUAUAUAUAUAUCAGAGGUUUUAAUGGAGUUUUUAUGCGGGGGUGGGGGGGAGAUCUUGCUGCCAAUAAAGUCCUGCUUUCC
Alligator mississippiensis (American alligator) is the source of this 2176-nucleotide messenger RNA. It is a transcript of the gene ARHGEF1, whose product is annotated as Rho guanine nucleotide exchange factor 1. Bases 124 to 957 code for a protein of 277 amino acids. The record is from RefSeq and is a predicted model, not a curated record. Lineage: Eukaryota; Metazoa; Chordata; Crocodylia; Alligatoridae. The transcript has 14 exons. Gene Ontology annotation, molecular function: guanyl-nucleotide exchange factor activity; G protein-coupled receptor binding. Gene Ontology annotation, cellular component: cytoplasm. Gene Ontology annotation, biological process: G protein-coupled receptor signaling pathway.